CUCUCACAGGGCGUUGUCGGCCUGCAUACGCGCUGAUUGGCUGUUUUGACAUGACGUUGGCCAAUUAAAAGCAUGUGCUGCGUCCAGAUCUAUCGCCAGCCCCACUUUACAAUUUCAGCUCCAAUGGUCGGCAAGCGACCGCUCGUGCCAGCGACGGCCAAGUACGCGAGCAGCAUGGGCCUCACCAAGGCCGCGGCGCCGCUCGACAAGAUCAGCGCGCGCAAGGUCGUGCGCCGGGCGCAGAGCAAAGUCAACCAGCGCCGGUACCGCGCCGAGCAGCGCCAAGCGUUCGACGCGCUCGAAGGCGAGGUGCAGGAACUCACAAACCAAGUCGCUCGGUACGAAGGCCAGGUCGAGGCGCUGCGCUCGGCCGUGCGCCUCCGUGAGCCCGAGCUCAAGACGGCGCUCGAGUAUUUCAACAUGUUUCGCGACGGCUUUCAAGUCGAUGCGCCCAACGUGGCGCAGGUCCAGCGGGCCUUUCUCUCGGGCGUUAUGGACCCGAACCUCGUGUUUAUGGGUCAGGAUGGUAUUGACAAGCUCUUUGCGCAGUGGACCUUGUACCACACGCUCUUCCACUCGUUCACGAUGGAGUGCCCGUCCUUGGAGAUCGUCCACCUCGACGCUCUCACGACGAUGGUGCGUGCGCCAGCGGUGCUCCAUUUGCGCCUCUCGCGCCGCUCGAUCGAGACCUUGUACCCACACGUCCUGCGCUCGGAAGCGCUUGUGCAGCGCAUGGUGGGCCGCGUCCUGCGCAUGCCGGUGCUCUGCCAAUUCCACUUUGACGGCCGCGGCGUCGUGACGCGCUUCGAUACGUUUGCCGACAUUGUCGUUGGCAUGAGAGACAUGCUGGAGAGCUUUGAAGACACGCUCACGGUGCUCGACGGCGUCCGAAUCACGGCCGAGGCCGAGCUGCAAGCACCGAGCGCUGCAUAGCGAUUGCUCGUAGGACGUGAUAAUGUUAUUUGCUCUCCACACUGGUUUAUGUACGAGAGCGUGUUGAUGGAAUGUAGCCCAGUGUCCAGCUCAGCAAUAGUAAAAACAUUUUUUUAUGUUAUGUUG
Saprolegnia diclina VS20 is the source of this 1059-nucleotide messenger RNA. RefSeq lists its product as hypothetical. The record is from RefSeq and is a predicted model, not a curated record. Lineage: Eukaryota; Oomycota; Saprolegniomycetes; Saprolegniales; Saprolegniaceae. Bases 73 to 933 code for a protein of 286 amino acids. The transcript is spliced from 2 exons.